Umbelopsis ramanniana AG is the source of this 619-nucleotide messenger RNA. RefSeq lists its product as uncharacterized. NCBI's taxonomy places the organism in Eukaryota, Fungi, Mucoromycota, Umbelopsidomycetes, Umbelopsidales, Umbelopsidaceae. The transcript has a single exon. Bases 197 to 430 code for a protein of 77 amino acids. The record is from RefSeq and is a predicted model, not a curated record.
AAAUAGUACCUAGGUCGAUGUGAAGAAUGCAUUGAGAGCCUUUUAGUGCAAGCGGUAGCCUCUGCUUCGACAUGUGACGGCAAAGCAAUGAAAGAACUGCGUGCCAUAGGGUAUUGCAGUUUGAGCAGUCAUGGAAUCGGAGUUACGACAACGUGUCCCAAUGCUUCCAGUCCGCAACUGGAAACUGUGGUAAGGUAUGCAUCUUUGGUCAUUCUGCGUCCUAUUGUCGUUAGCUACCAUAGCGUAUUCUCUGAAGUUUAACCUGGGUAAUCUCUUCGGGGAUCAAGAUGACGACGGCCGAGAUUCUGAUACAAUCUUAGUCGGCUCUCCCCUUCCCAGCCCGUUCCGAUCGGCAGCAGUAGAACAGCAUCUUCAGACAAGUAAGUGCAGUGGAAUGACCCGUCUAUCGAAAAAAAAAACCACCCGCUAAAUCAAAAAAUCGUGUAUUCUAAUAGUUCAGUGUAAAAAAUAUCUAUGUAUUGAGACUCUAGAAUGUGUGGACAAGCCAAUUCAGUGUUCAUGCCCCGGUACAAACAGCCAAAAGUGCUCCACAAAAGACUGGUAUUUUUGUCUUCGAGGUGAUCAGGACUGCAAGGAAUGGAAAUAUUACACAAAAUGA